This is a messenger RNA of Vicia faba (fava bean), 1665 nucleotides long. The record is from the annotation of a GenBank genome assembly. NCBI's taxonomy places the organism in Eukaryota, Viridiplantae, Streptophyta, Magnoliopsida, Fabales, Fabaceae.
AUGCUACAUCACGGAGACUGUGUUUCUGUGUGGAUUCCUCCUCCACGAUUUUCAAAUAGGUUAAAUGUUGCAGAUGAAUCCAGAGAAGCACGUUACUAUGUCGCUGUACAGAUACUGGAAGCAAAGGUCAUGAUGCAAAUGGGUUUAUCUAUAAUUGAUGAUGGUAACAGCCAUAACUUCUUCUGUGCCUUACGUCUUGUUGUUGACAGUCAGGCAUCCGAGCAGCAAAGGCUUUUUCCUCAGAGUGCAAGAACAAAGUGUGUCAAGCCUAUAAUAUCAAGAAUUAAUAAUCAGGAUGAAGGCAAUGUAAAGUGGAAUGAACUUUUUAUAUUUGAAGUUCCCCGAAAGGCCCCUGCUAAGUUGGAAAUAGAGGUUACCAAUCUUACUGCAAAAGCUGGGAAAGGGGGUGAGUGGGAGAGUGUCCGAUCAUUACUUCCACUUACAGUUGGUCCAAAAUUCUUAAAGAAGGAAUAUAUCGGUAUGGAAGUUGUGAUGAAAAAUGGGAAGAAACAUGUAAUUUUUAGGGGUCUUGUCGGAGUAGUGAAUGAUUCUGAUGUUAUAUUGAAUAUUUCAACGUGUCAUGCUUCUAGUGGUCAUGAGCCCUCACUUGGAACAAGCUCUUCAAAUACAGUGGUAGAAGAAGUCUUUCAAAAUCAGUAUUAUCAGCCAUCAUCAGGUUGGGGUAACAGUUGGCCAGAUGUACACCCUGAUAAUCCUAGACACUGGAGCACAAGGGACUUCUCGUCCUCAUCAAAGGACUUCUUCGAACCUCCACUUCCUCCUGGGUGGAAAUGGGCUUCAGGUUGGUCCAUAGAAAAGUUUCAGCAUGUUGACAAGGAAGGCUGGGCAUAUGAAUCGGACAUUAAAAAUUUAAGAUGGCCUCCUACUUCAUCAAAAUCUUCAACAAAAUCGGCCUCUGAUGUUGUCCGUCGAAGGCGUUGGAUUCGUACUAGACAACCCACUUCUGAACAAGGUGUAGAAUCCUUGCAAAGUGGAGUAAGUACUGUGCACCCUGGAGCAUCUACUGUUUUAUCAUGGAGAAGUACGUCAAAGGAUUCUGAACAACAUUUGCAAAUUCGACCUAGCUUUGAUAAUUCUCAGCCCUCAUAUUCAUGGAGUCAUGUUGUAGCUGUUGGUUCAACCUAUAUAUUUAGCAAAGAUCAACAAUUAGAUCCAGGUUGUAGACCAAAUUCUGUGACAUCAAAUUGUUCUUUAAAGCUAAAUGAGAUUGAGAAAAAGGAUAUACUUCUGUGCUGUAAUCCUAGCAGUGGAAGUAAACAGAUAUGGUUUAGUGUGGGUACAGAUGCCUCAGUCCUUAAUACUGAACUAAAUACCCCUGUAUAUGAUUGGAGAAUAUCUAUUAACUCUCCUAUGAAAUUGGAGAAUCGGCUUCCUUGUCCUGCUGAAUUUUCAAUCUUAGAGAAAACAAAGGAAGGAAACGGUGUCGAGCGACAUCGUGGUAUCGUUUCUUCUCGUCAGAGUGUACAUAUAUAUUCAGUUGAUAUUCAGAAACCUUUGUACCUUACUUUGUCUGUGCAGAAUGGUUGGGUUAUGGAAAAGGAGCCAAUUCUUGUGCUGGAUCCUGCUUUAUCAAAUCAUGUCUCAUCUUUCUGGAUGGUUCACCGACAAAGUAGAAGGAAAACAAGAAGCAAUUAUUUUGCCUAA